ACAAAUAUAAUGCACAUUUCAAUAAGUUUAUUUUUUUAAGUUUGUAUAAGAGUUUAUACUCGCAUAUUUCAGGUAAAUUUCAAGGCUAUGUCAAACCUCUGAUGGAUUACUGUAUAUUUCAGGAUGUGUACUGCAAAUGAAAAUGCGUAAAGUUGUAAACUACAUUCUUUUUAUACAAUUAGCGGCACGAUGUCAUUUGAUAGGUGCAUUUUAUAACAGAGUGCAGCGGUCACUUCCAAGCCAGGACAAUUCAUUGACUUGCAAUUACUUUUGUCCUGUUGAGAGCAACAUGACCGAAUGGCUUUUACCUCCUAAAUUCGAGCAACCGUGUGCUCCAAAAGACAUUCAAAAUACCUACUACACAAAACAAGGAAUUGACCAUGUCGUCAUCAGAUGGACAGAACCGGUAGCUACUGAUGAAAAUGGGGAUUUCCCGAGUGUAAGACAAGUAAAAGGAGGCAUUAAUGGUGGAACUUUCCUCGGAACUGUUUGGGGACAAACGCACAGUAUAGUGUACCUCGCAACGGACAAAGAUGGGUUGAUAGACAACUGUCACUUUAACUUCACUGUAAUCGUUCCCUCCUGUGCUAAGUUGGGGGUUGUUAACAACGGCAGUUACACGUGUACAAAUAGCACAGCACCAGGAAGUUCUUGUAUGGUUACUUGUGAUGAAGGUUUUAGACUGCCUAGAUCUGAAAAUGCCACUUGUGGAUAUACCUCAGUAGCUAACAAGUUCCCAAACUGGACAAAUAUUCAGCAAUGUGAAAAGGUCAAAUGUGGAAGCCCUAAAGCACCAGAUAAUGCUAAUAUAACGUGCUUAAACAACAUCUAUAGUUACAACACUGUUUGUAAAGUCUUGUGUCACCAAGGGUUCUUGAUGGUUGGGCCACAAUACACUAUAUGCCAGGCGAAAGGGACUUGGUCAGUGCAAAGUCUGUGUACACGGGAACGUCCGAGUGGAACCCAUUGUUCUCCAAAUUUGUGCAACGGUCAUAGUUGUAUACAAAAUCACAAUGACACGUACACUUGUAAAUGUUCUCAUGGUUGGUCCGGAACCACGUGCAAGAACCCGCCAGAUUAUUGCUCUGAGAAUAUCUGUAUGAAUGAUGCCACGUGUAAUAGCCAUAACGAUAGUUACACUUGCAGCUGUCGAGCAGGAUAUUCAGGAUAUCUUUGCCAAAAUUAUCCAAUUGAUGGUCAGUGGUCUGAUUGGUCAUUUUGGUCAAAAUGCUCUGCAACGUGUGGUUCAGGUUUUCAAACCCGUCAUCGUGCAUGCAACAAUCCUCCCGCAGAUACAUACGGAAAACCUUGCCAUGGUUCUCAUACUGUUAUAAGAAAAUGUGAAAGUAAAACUUGCGAAGCGUGUCCUGAACUCGUGCAUAGAAAUGAAUCGUUAGCUUAUAUCGAGUGUGAAACUGAUCAGAGUUUUGGACUUCGUACAUGUAUGAUAACAUGCAAAAAUGGUACAAUACAUACACCAUGGUUUACUGAAUUCAGCAAACUAAAAUGUGGCUUUGAAACAAACUACUCUUGGGUGCCUGGAAUGGUGCAAGCGCCUUGUAUAGUUCCCGUUCUCCCUAAUGUACUCCGUCUUGAUACUGAAAUAACGUAUCGCACCUUAAUACCAAAUGAAAACCAUCUAGCUGUAAAGGACCAAGUUAGGGAAAAUAUCAAAGACACAAACUGUUUACAGUCAACACAAUGUAACACUACAAUAACGCUGACAUCUACACAAAUUGGAAAUGACAAGAAAACAAAGCUUGACUUGAUCUUUAGAAGAUAUAUCAAACACUUUGUGAGAAACGAAUCCUACAGUUUUGAUGACAAAGGUCUAGCUUUGGAAGCUGUAGGUGGAGAUAAGUUAACUGAAGUUGUAAAUCAUACAGGAAAGGAUAAAACACUGCGCAUAUCUGAAAGUAAGAUUUAG
Messenger RNA from Mercenaria mercenaria, 1927 nucleotides. RefSeq names its product neurogenic locus notch homolog protein 1-like. The transcript is spliced from 11 exons. NCBI's taxonomy places the organism in Eukaryota, Metazoa, Mollusca, Bivalvia, Venerida, Veneridae. The record is from RefSeq and is a predicted model, not a curated record. The coding region runs from base 137 to 1927 and encodes 596 amino acids. Gene Ontology annotation, molecular function: calcium ion binding.